Molecule: messenger RNA, 1380 nt
Organism: Austrofundulus limnaeus
Lineage: Eukaryota; Metazoa; Chordata; Actinopteri; Cyprinodontiformes; Rivulidae
Product: extracellular calcium-sensing receptor-like
Exons: 4
Coding region: 1-1380 (459 amino acids)
Biological process (GO): G protein-coupled receptor signaling pathway
Cellular component (GO): plasma membrane
Molecular function (GO): G protein-coupled receptor activity
Source: RefSeq, a predicted model, not a curated record
AUGUCUGAGGAGCCAUGUAACAGACCUGUUAAAGUUCAGGCCAUAAUAGGAGAAACCUCCUCCUCUCCCAGCACAGCAAUAGCUACUGUUCUUGGACCAUUUCAUAUUCCACUGAUUUUGCUUCAUAUUCAAAAAAUACACUUCAAAUCCAAAGAAGGAGAAGAAGUGUACUUUAAUGAAAACGGAGAUCCAGCUGCAAAAUAUGAGAUUAUAAACUGGCAGCUAAAAGAAAAUGGAAUUGUGGACUUUGUCAGUAUUGGUUUCUAUGAUGCAUCAUUACCUGCUGUCAAACAGCUCAGUCUACAAAAUACAACUUUGAUUUGGGCUCAAAGUUCAAAACAGGUUCCUGUGUCAGUUUGCAGUGAGAAGUGUUCUCCGGGAACACGUAAAGUUCUCCAGAAAGGAAAACCAGUUUGCUGCUAUGACUGUGUUAGAUGUGCAGAGGGAGACAUCAGCAAUGUUACAGAUUCUUCCACCUGUGUGAGAUGUCCCCCUGAAUCCUGGUCAAAUGACAGAAGAGAUGCCUGUGUAACAAAGAAGGCUGAAUUUUUAUCAUAUACAGAAAUUAUGGGAAUGAUUUUCACAACUACAGCUUUAUUUGGAACAUGUUUGACUGCUGUUAUAGCUUUCAUCUUCUUCAGACACAGGACAACACCUCUUGUCAGAGCAAACAACUCUGAGCUGAGCUUCCUGCUGCUUUUCUCCUUGACUCUGUGUUUUCUCUGCUCUCUGACCUUCAUUGGACGUCCCUCUGAGUGGUCCUGUAUGCUCCGUCACACAGCUUUUGGCAUCACCUUCGUCCUCUGCGUCUCCUGUAUUCUGGGGAAAACAAUGGUGGUUUUAAUGGCGUUUAAAGCUACACUUCCAGGCAGUAAUGUGAUGAAACUUUUUGGGCCUACACAGCAGAAACUCAGUGUUCUGGGUUUUACUUGUAUACAAGUUAUAAUAUGUAUACUCUGGUUGACAAUUUCUCCUCCAUUUCCAUCCAAGAACUUUAAGGAAUUCAAAGAUAAAAUCAUUUUAGAGUGUGCUCUGGGCUCAGCUAUAGGCUUUUGGGCUGUAAUUGGGUACAUUGGACUUCUCGCUGUGCUGUGUUUUGUUUUCGCGUUUCUGGCUCGAAAACUGCCUGAUAAUUUCAAUGAAGCAAAAUUCAUCACAUUCAGCAUGCUGAUAUUCUGUGCAGUAUGGAUCACUUUUAUCCCAGCAUAUGUCAGUUCUCCAGGAAAAUUUAGUGUUGCUGUAGAAAUAUUUGCCAUUCUUGCUUCUAGUUUUGGACUGCUGAUUUGUGUCUUCAUCCCAAAGUGUUACAUCAUGUUACUGAAACCAGAAAAGAAUACAAAAAAGAAUAUAAUGGGGAAAAGAACACAUGAUUUAUUUUAA